Molecule: messenger RNA, 2055 nt
Organism: Girardinichthys multiradiatus
Lineage: Eukaryota; Metazoa; Chordata; Actinopteri; Cyprinodontiformes; Goodeidae
Gene: nr1h5
Product: nuclear receptor subfamily 1, group H, member 5
Exons: 10
Coding region: 301-1779 (492 amino acids)
Biological process (GO): bile acid signaling pathway; negative regulation of inflammatory response; negative regulation of transcription by RNA polymerase II
Molecular function (GO): RNA polymerase II cis-regulatory region sequence-specific DNA binding; nuclear receptor activity; zinc ion binding
Source: RefSeq, a predicted model, not a curated record
GUUCUUCCUGGGUGUCCCUACUUUCCCUUUUGUCUACCCCUGAGGGAUACUUAGGACCUCCUCCAGCACUUCAUCAACCUCUGACGAAGACCCUCAGCUGCACUCGUCCUCUUUGUAUUUUUUCUUAUGUCAGACGGAGAGACCUGAACACAUUGUUGGGAUUGAGGAAUAUCUCCUCCCUUUCUAGAUCCUUCACAUUCUGUGUGAAUCCUCUAAAUAACUCAGACUUUUUAUGUUUGCUUGGUGUGUGUAAGAAGACAAAUUCAGGACCACAGACUGGGGAGAGGAUUUUCUGUCCAGAUGAGAGAGUGGACAGAGCCUGAGAUGAGUUUUUCAGCAGGGGGGUAUGUCUCCACCUCAGAGGCUUACUGCUCCACGGAGCCUCUCCAGUACUAUGACAUGCUGGCAGACCCUCUCGGCUAUCCCUUGCAGGACCCUGACUUCCAGUUGCUCCCUUACAGCCAGCAGCAGUACCUCCCUGCCAACCUGCCUUUCCCCUUCUAUGGCUCCUCGCCGUCUUCCACCCCUUCACCUUCAUCUUUGGCUUCAUCCUCUCAGCUCUGCCAUCCUCCGUACCAGUACACCUCUCACUGCAUGGAGGGCCCCUGUGAUCCCAGCCCAGAGUCUCUCUCUGCGGGCCUCAAUCAGGGGCUUGGGCCAGCAAGGCUGCCUCUUGGGCGGAGGUCUCGGGUGGGGUCGGGAGGGAAGAACAAAGGUCAGGAUGAGCUGUGUGUGGUGUGUGGCGAUAAAGCAUCAGGCUAUCACUACAAUGCUCUCACAUGUGAAGGAUGCAAAGGUUUCUUUAGGCGCAGUGUGACUAAGAAGGCCGUGUAUCACUGUAAGAGCGGCGGUAGCUGUGAAAUGGAUAUGUACAUGAGGAGGAAGUGCCAAGACUGCCGGCUGAGGAAGUGCCGUGCUGUGGGAAUGCUGGCUGAGUGCCUUCUGACAGAGGUCCAGUGCCAAUCCAAGCGACUGAGGAAAGGAGGUAAAAGCAGAGGUCAAGAAGAGGAGGAGAGCGCAGAGAGUCGGAGAGUCAGCUCUACCUGUCGGUUACCUGGACAGCCUGCCACUUUGACCCGGGAACAGAAACACAUUGUGGACAGGAUGGUGGAGGCUCAUCGCCAGUUUAGGGAUCAAGACUGCAGCAGUUACAUGGUGUUUGAAUGGCAGUGUGCUCUGGAAGGGGAGGGCCUGUCUGAUGUUCUAUCCCCUCACCUACACAGACUGCUGCAGUUUGCCAGAACAGUGCCGGGUUUUGACCUCCUGGAUUUCUCAGACCAGAUGGCCCUCCUGUCUGUAUCUUCACUGGAGGUCAUGUUCCUGCUCUCUGCCCAGCAGUUCUCCAACAACCCAGCAAGCCCUACUCCAGUCUUGCAGCUUUUCAGCACUUCCACUAAUGGCUGGCUCAGAAAUCUGGACUCUAAGGAAAACUUCCAGAUCAGGAUGCCCAUCAGUUCAGGAAGCAGUGAGGAUUUCCUUGGCUCGGUGCUAAACUUUCUCCACAGCAUGACGGUGCUGCAUGUGACUGAGGCUGAAUACACCCUGCUUACUGCCACGGCCCUGCUCUGCUCAGAUCGAGCAUCCCUGCAGGCAGUCAGCUGUGUGGAGAAAAUGCAGGAGCUGAUCCUAGACCUGCUUUCCAGGGUGUGUGGAGCCCAGGCCGGAGCAGCAGCACGGGGAGGACCACAGCGUUUCGGCCACCUCCUGGGCAGACUGACGGAGCUACGCACCCUCCAUCACAACUACCUCCUUCUGACAGGACAGCAGCCAGCAAACUGAUGAAGAGGAGAUUCAUGUCUUCAGCACCCAAGGUCUUUUGGAGAUCAGAAAGAGCUGGAGCAUUUAUUUUCUCAACUGACUCAUCCUGUGGUCAUUUAGCUUCAGUGGUUUUAGAUUGUUGUAAAUGGGCGGAGCAAAGAAUAUUUUUUAUAUACUGCUAUUAACUGUUAUAAUAAACAUUACCAGAAAUGUUUAUGUUGUAGAACAAUUUUAAAAUAAAGUGUUGUUUCUACAUUAAUAAAAGUUUAUCCAUUAAAUGAAAGUUAUGGCUGAAAA